Molecule: messenger RNA, 1204 nt
Organism: Pseudonaja textilis
Lineage: Eukaryota; Metazoa; Chordata; Lepidosauria; Squamata; Elapidae
Source: RefSeq, a predicted model, not a curated record
CAUCUUAUGACCAUUUGUUUUAACAACCACUCAAAUGGUGCUGAAGAAAGUGACUUCCGCCUGGGUCCUCGCACUUACGACUGUCACAACCUCCCGCUGGUCCCUUGCCAGGAUGGCCUCCAGCAGACCUGACCCCCCCCCUUUCUGAUGCCUCUCCCCCCCCUGGCAGGGUGGUUUCUUCCCGGAGCACGUGAGGUCCAUGACCAGCCUGCGAUGGCUGAAGCUGAACCGGACGGGCCUCUGCUACUUGCCGGAGGAGCUCUCGGCCCUCCACAAGCUGGAACACCUCUCCGUCAGCCACAACAACCUGACCACCCUCCACGGAGAAUUCUCCAGCCUCCCUUGCCUGCGGGCCCUCGUCGCUCGGGCCAACGCGCUGAAGAAUUCCGGGAUUCCUUAUGAAAUCUUCCAGCUGGACGACCUCUCGGUCCUGGACCUGAGCUACAACCAGCUGACUGAGUGUCCACGGGAGCUGGAGAACGCCAAGAAUAUCCUGGUGCUCAACCUCAAACAUAACAGCAUAGAUAGCAUCCCCAACCAGCUCUUCAUCAACCUGACCGACCUGCUGUACCUGGAUUUGAGUGACAACAAGCUGGAGAGCCUGCCCCCCCAGAUGAGGCGCCUGGUGCACCUGCAGACCUUGCUCCUGAGUAACAACCCUCUGAUGCACGCCCAGCUCAGGCAACUCCCUGCCAUGACGGCCCUGCAAACGCUCCACCUGCGGAACACGCAGAGGACACAGAGCAACCUGCCCACCAGCUUGGACGGCCUGACCCGCCUGGCAGAUGUGGACCUCUCUUGCAAUGACCUGAGCCGGGUUCCGGAGUGUCUCUAUACUCUGUCCAACCUGCGGCGGCUGAACCUGAGCACUAACCAGAUUUCGGACCUGUCUCUUUGCAUCGACCAGUGGACGCAACUGGAGACCCUCAACCUGUCAAGGAACCAGCUGACUUCCCUGCCGUCCGCCAUCUGCAAACUCACCAAACUAAAGAAGCUCUACUUGAACUCCAACAAGCUGGACUUUGACGGUAUCCCUUCCGGCAUCGGGAAGCUGGCCAACCUGGAGGAAUUCAUGGCUGCCAACAACAACCUGGAGCUCAUUCCCGAAAGCCUCUGCAGGUGUGUGAAACUCAGGAAGCUGGUGCUGAACAAGAAUCGCCUGGUGACCUUGCCGGAAGCAGUGCAUUUUCUGACGGACGUGGAG